Drosophila innubila is the source of this 2267-nucleotide messenger RNA. Its product is annotated as glucose dehydrogenase [FAD, quinone]. The transcript has a single exon. The record is from RefSeq and is a predicted model, not a curated record. Gene Ontology annotation, molecular function: oxidoreductase activity, acting on CH-OH group of donors; flavin adenine dinucleotide binding. The coding region runs from base 182 to 2032 and encodes 616 amino acids. Lineage: Eukaryota; Metazoa; Arthropoda; Insecta; Diptera; Drosophilidae.
ACGACAACGGCACGGGCCACGCAUGCGCGAUCAGUCCAAAAGGCAGCGUGAUUUUUUUUUUUUUUUGUAUCGAAAACAUAUUUUUUUACGAUAAAUUUAAUUAUAUUUCGGUUUCGUUUUGACUUGUCUUUUUUUUUUGGUUGUUGUUGUUGUUGCAAAGAAGUGUUAAGAAGUGUCUAGCAUGACUAGCAAAUGGAAUUUAUGUGUGCUGUUAGCCGGUUGUUUGUCUUUGGUUGCCGGCCAAGAAGGCAACGUUCUCUUGGAGACAAUCAAUUUUCUGCGACGCGGUCAAUCGGAUGUCGAGCUGGAGAACUAUGAUAACACCAAUCAACUGGAAAGUGAAUAUGAUUUCAUUGUCGUUGGGGCAGGCACCGCUGGCUGUGCUCUGGCCGCACGUCUCUCUGAGAAUCCCAAGUGGAAGGUGCUACUCCUGGAGGCAGGCGGACCCGAACGUCUAGUUAUGGAUGUACCGAUUGUUGCACAUUUCCUACAACUCGGCGAAAUGAAUUGGAAAUAUCGUACUCAACCCUCGGAUCAUGCAUGUCUUGCGAUGAACAAUAAUCGCUGCAAUUGGCCGCGUGGUAAAGUGAUGGGCGGAUCUAGCGUCCUUAAUUACAUGAUGUAUACUCGUGGGAAUAGACGGGAUUACGAUCGGUGGGCUGAACUGGGAAAUACCGGGUGGAGCUGGAAGGAUGUCUUGCCUUAUUUCAAGAAGUACGAGGGCAGCAGCGUGCCAGAUGCUGAGGAGGACUAUGUUGGACGAAAUGGUCCUGUAAAAAUUAGUUAUGUCAAUUGGCGUUCCAAGAUUGCAGACGCUUUUGUCGAUGCGGCACAACAGGAUGGUCUCAAGUAUCGUGACUACAAUGGACGCAUUCAAAAUGGCGUCGCCUAUCUGCACACAACCACCCGCAAUUCGACCCGUUGGAGCUCCAAUCGCGCCUAUCUCUAUCCCCUGAAGGGAAAACGUCACAAUCUCCAUGUGAAGAAGAAUGCUCUGGUGACCCGUGUGCUCAUCGAUCCGCAGACAAAGACCGCCUAUGGCAUUAUGGUGCAAACCGAUGGACGCAUGCAGAAGGUGCUCGCCAGGAAGGAGGUGAUUGUCUCAGCGGGCGCCAUUAAUACCCCUCAGCUGCUCAUGUUGUCUGGAGUUGGUCCAGCUAAGCAUCUUCGAGAGGUGGGCAUUAAGCCCAUUGUGGAUCUGGCUGUGGGCUAUAAUCUGCAGGAUCAUACGGCGCCAGCUGUGACAUUCACAACGAAUGCCACAUCGCUGAAGUUUGAAGAUUUUGCUAAUCCAUCGUGGCUGACGAGAUACAAUCGAAUGGAGGGACCUUAUGGAUCACCUGGUGGCUGUGAGGCGAUCGCUUUCUGGGAUCUGGAUCAUGAGCGUGACGCAGAUGGUUGGCCUGAUAUUGAGCUAUUUCUGGUGGGCGGAUCGAUGUCCUCCAAUCCGGCAAUAUCCCGUGCCUUUGGCCUUAAGAAGUCUAUAUACGAUUCAAUAUUCGCUGAGAUCGAGGACAAGUCUCUUAAUGCCUUCAUGAUCUUUCCAAUGAUAUUGCGACCCAAGAGCCGGGGACGCAUCAUGCUGAAGAGCACAGAUCCCUUCAAAUAUCCCCUGAUACAUGCCAAUUAUUUCUCGCAUCCCUAUGAUGUGGAUAUAUCUGUGCGUGGUCUUCUCAAAGCUAUCAGCCUAAUGGAUCAAAAUGCCAUGAAGAACAUCAAUGCCAAGCUCUGGGAGAGAAAGAUUCCCACCUGCAAGCAGCAUCCCUACAAGAGUUGGGCCUAUUGGGCCUGCUAUGUCCGUCACUUCACAUUCACCAUCUAUCACUAUUCGGGCACCGCCAAAAUGGGACCCAAAUCCGAUCGUGCUGCUGUCGUCGAUGCUCGACUUCGAGUUCAUGGCAUAAAGAAUCUGCGUGUUGCGGAUGCCAGCAUUAUGCCCGAGAUUAUAGCCGGACAUCCGAAUGGACCCGUCUUCAUGAUUGCCGAAAAAGCCGCCGAUAUAAUCAAACAAGAUCAUGGCUUUAUCAAUUAAGCAACAUAUGACUACAUUAUUUUAGGUAUCACAUCAGGUUUAAGCUCCGUUCUAAGCAAAGCCAAGUGCCUGUUAAGAUUCUGUUCUUUUAAACCUUCAAUCUCAAUGAACGGGGCUUCAGUUAGUUUUCUAUCCACUUCUUCGCAUAAUAAUAAUAAUGAACUGAUUCUAAUCUAAGCUAGUUUCUAAGUAAUAAAUAAAACAUUAAAUACAUGUAUUUAGUUAUGAAAUUAUA